UUAUCCAUUGCUUGUAUGCUCCUGUGCCCAGAAAGACAUUAUGUCAUCAAUGAGUGGAAGUCCCUUGGAAACUCCUUCCCGGCAGUUGAAGGCUGAGCUUGAACAAGUUAUCACAUUAUGGAAGUCCCUCUAUGGUUCUAUCAUUACAGCACUGUCUUGGUAUACCACUGUUGGCAGUUUCUCUGAGGACCUAGUUCCUGUAUUCAAGAGGUGCCUUGACAAGUAUACUAGUAUUCUUACAUGUGCUAACGAGCUUCACUUAAACUUCAAGGAUUUGGAUCGUCAUCUCAUUUCCUUAUUUGGUGAUGCUUUAUUAUGUAUUCUGAAAAAUUCCAGUUCCUCAGGAUUAAGUUCAGAUGGUAAUACCAAGAGUGGCUAUGAUCACAAGAUCUCUGAUGGCAUUAAAGGCUGCUUGACUUUGGCAAUUAGAUGUAUGAAGUUGUUGCACACAAAGAUAGGAACAGAUGCACCAAUUGGUCUUCCUAGGUUAUAUUCUGAAUUGGCGCUAUUCAUCAGGUCCCUUCACUUGAAGCAGGAUAUCGUUUCCUUUUUUGAGAUGAUAUCCUGUCCAAUGCUUGAGUGGCUGGGAUACAUGGAAACACAGGUUGAGGGUACUAGUGAGCAAUUUGAACUCCUAUGGACCGAAAUGCUUAAUUGUUUCAGACGAAGUCAGCCUCCAAUAGUCUUUGAUUCUGCAUUUCUCGAACUCCAGGCCUCCAUCCUUGAGAAAUCUCUUGAUCACUCAAAACUGGCCAUUUCAGAGCCAACCAUCACCUUUUGGAACUCCACAUAUGGCGAACUAAUCAACUUGGACUACCCCCAGACCUUGCUGCAUGUCCUAGACAAGCUUUGGAGAAAGGGAAGAAUAAACCUCCACAAGAGAAUCCUACCUCUUCAAAGAUGUCAGUCUAAAUCGGAAGCCAUCGCUGCUCCACCAAGAUUCACAGUCAAUAACACAACACACAAUAGAGGCUCCAAAAGAGUAGAACUAGUAGAGAACACCAUAGACAGCAAGCAGAAGGAAAUGCCACAUUCGAUUUUGAAAAGGAAAAGGGUGGAACUGACCGAGCAUCAGAAGGAAGUAAGACGAGCACAACGAGGAAGGGGGAGGGAUUGUGGUGGACACGGCAUUGGUAUCCAGACUUAUACAACACUCGAUUUUUCACAAGGGAACGAGGACUCACAAGGGAAUGAGGAUUCACAAGACAGCGAAGAUAUCCGGAAUCCUGAAUGCAUUUUGCAGAUGUUGAGAAACAGAUAGUUGAAAGUCCUAGAGUAACUUAUGAGGAACCAUCCAGCUUCUUCAUAAUAGUUUCCUGCAGAACUCGUUUUCACUUGCUAAGUAGGA
Molecule: messenger RNA, 1348 nt
Organism: Fragaria vesca subsp. vesca
Lineage: Eukaryota; Viridiplantae; Streptophyta; Magnoliopsida; Rosales; Rosaceae
Exons: 4
Coding region: 41-1261 (406 amino acids)
Biological process (GO): telomere maintenance
Cellular component (GO): nucleus
Source: RefSeq, a predicted model, not a curated record